CAUGGUGUGUGUUCAGGGAGCUGCGGUGGCUGGUGACAGUGCCUGGUGUAUGACACUGUAUGUGGUGCGCGUGAUACGAGGUUGAGGGGCUGUGCACUGCUGAGGAAAGAGCAUAUCAAGUGUCAGCGUUCACUUGCUCUGGCGCAUAACCUGCACACUCGUUCAUUCUGAAUAUACUGUGGAAAUCCAAUUUCGACAGACUUGCCAACGAUGGCGGUCACGCAGGACAUCGAAGCGACGAGGGCGGACGAGGAUGUCCCUUCAACACCACCCGCUUCAGCUCUGCCAACUUACGAAGAGGCACGUCUCAGCUCACCCGAACCUCAAUACGAAGAACCUCUCUACACCGAAAUCAACAUCCCGCUCCCGCCCCUUCCAAAGCCCAAAGCGCACGCCGCCCCCACCGGAAAGCGCCCUAAGUCGCACUCGAUCUCUUCCUUCCGGCCGUUCCACCGCAGAGGAUCGUCCAGCGAGUCGACGCGCAAGUCGGGGGACGAGUGGCCGAGGAUUAAAAAAGAAGUCAAGAGCAGGGAGGUGGCGGCCGCGAUGAAUCUAGUAGGGAGGCAUCAUCGGAGCGGGACGGUCGAUGCCCUGGCUGUGGUGCCUGCCGUGCUCGUUCUGAGCGCGGAGCUGUUCACGCCUGGAAUUGAGAAGUCGAAAUCGGGCAAGUGGGAGGAGGGAAUGAUAUGAGGAGAGCUAUGCCUGUCUGGAAACGCAAAAUAACAAAACCGGAGGCGCCAAGCGCCUUCGAUCUGGUACGACACCUGCAUGCGAACGAUGCCUCGGUAUUGCAUACCUCUGAUCGCGGCUUGCGAAGUCUGCUGUGAGACGCGCAGCAACCCGAUAGCCGGUCGCACGACAUGAGGG
Messenger RNA from Paraphaeosphaeria sporulosa, 867 nucleotides. RefSeq lists its product as uncharacterized. Lineage: Eukaryota; Fungi; Ascomycota; Dothideomycetes; Pleosporales; Didymosphaeriaceae. Bases 211 to 690 code for a protein of 159 amino acids. The transcript has 2 exons. The record is from RefSeq and is a predicted model, not a curated record.